GGGGGAAAGGAAAGGAAAGGAAGAGGGGGAGUGCAAAGAUACAGAGAGGCUGACAGAAGGAAUGAGAAAGGACAUUUCAGAAUCCGACAUUGAUGCCAUGGACAGAGGAUGAAGUGAAAGGGCACAGACACCAUCAUGUACAACCAGAACCGCUAUGACAGCCCCCCAGUCUACAGCCCACCCAGCAACUAUUACCAGCAGAAAAGCUAUGGUCCUGGAUCUAAUGCCUACCCUAUCCAGUCCCCACAUCCUAACUCCUUUUACCUUGAAGAUGUUCCCCCACAACAUUUUUACAAAUGGAACUCUCCCCCUGGGAUAGUCCGCAUCCUGCAAGCCAUUAAUAUUUUCCUCUGUGUGGCAAUCUUUGCCUGCGUGGCUUCUACUCUUGCCUGGGAAUACAACUAUGGAGGUUUAGGGGGUAUUGGUGGCAUGUAUGGCGGAGGUAUGAUGGGUGGCUAUGGCAGCUAUGGCUAUGGUAGCUAUGGUUAUGGCUCUGGAAUGACAAAUCCUCAGGCUGCCAGCGGUUUCAUGAUGGCUAUGGCAGUGCUGACAUUUGCGGCCACCUUGGGCCUAUUUAUUAUGAGCGUUUCUAAAUCCAGUAGUUCUCGAUCGCGGAGAUUUUUCUUGGCUGUGCUAGUGAUGAGUGCAAUUCUGGCCACCUUGGACCUUAUUGCCACCAUUGUCUAUAUAGUUGGUGUGAACCCAAGGGCCCAAAUGGGUGGUAGUAUGUACUACAGCCAGAUCAUGAUGCUGUGUAAUCAGGUCUACUCUCCUGUGUCUGGUGGAGCAGGAUUUGUCAAUCAGUAUCUGUACCAUUACUGCAUGGUGGACCCACAAGAGGCUAUUGCUAUUGUGUGUGGUUUUGCUAUAGUCAUCCUGCUAUGUGUCACAUCUUUUUUCGCUCAGAGGACAAGGCGAAAGAUAUGGCGCUAUGGGGAGCCAAAUAUUUUAUGGAGCAAGCCCUUUGCGCCAAUCCAAGAGGGACCCAAUGUGGAAGAAUGGGUAAAGAGUGUCCCAGAGGGCCCCCCUGAUGAUACAGCCACUCUGAUUUACUCGGAUAAGCCACAGAGUCCAGUAAGAGCUUUAAGUAACAACAGCAUUUACAAGCCGCCCCAGGAGGAUUUUGUCCAGAAAACAGAGGCUCCCAUCAACAACAGUUCUCCUGUACCAGAUAGUGAGUAUCAAGAACAGAGCAGAGGAAGACCUCCAGUUCGUCGAGGUCGGAGGUGGAGAAGGAAUCCAGAACUCGAUGAAUCUCAGUAUGAAACAGAUUAUACCACAGCUGUGGAAUCAGAUGACGACAGAGAUGUGGAGGAUUGGGAAAGUUUGUACCCACCAAUUACUUCAGACGCACAGCGGCAGGAAUACAAGCGCGAGUUUGACUCUGAUUUGCGGCGUUACAAACGCAUGUGUGCCGAGAUGGAUGACAUCAACAACCAGCUGCAGCAGCUCAGCAAACAGCUGGAUGGACUAGCUGAGGGCAGUGUCCAAUACCAGGGUGUAGCUGAGGAGUACAACAGACUGAAGGAUCUGAAGAGAAACCCUGACUAUCAAACCAAGAAGACUGAAACAAAACAACUGAGGAACAAACUGUUUCACAUCAAGAAAAUUGUGAAUUACUAUGACAAAGCGCGGGACUGAUGUGACUCAAAUCAAGGCAAUGCUAAUGAUGGCCACAAGAGGGACACAAGUAUUAUAGGAUGGAAAUCAAUAACAUUUACUAAGCAUUCAAGAGGACCAAAACACAAUGUUUAGUAUUUUUCUUCCCCUCAUAUCUAAUCAAUCUGUAAAUAUGCUUAAUUUAGACUAAUUCUUCUAACAUCGAGAGGUUAAUAUUAGGGAGACAGGAUUGUUGUUUGAAUGUGGGAUAUAUAUAUAUAUAU
Molecule: messenger RNA, 1883 nt
Organism: Pelobates fuscus (common spadefoot toad)
Lineage: Eukaryota; Metazoa; Chordata; Amphibia; Anura; Pelobatidae
Product: occludin-like
Exons: 9
Coding region: 136-1641 (501 amino acids)
Biological process (GO): positive regulation of transcription elongation by RNA polymerase II; snRNA transcription by RNA polymerase II; bicellular tight junction assembly
Cellular component (GO): transcription elongation factor complex; membrane; bicellular tight junction
Molecular function (GO): cis-regulatory region sequence-specific DNA binding
Source: RefSeq, a predicted model, not a curated record